Closterium sp. NIES-65 is the source of this 438-nucleotide messenger RNA. The record is from the annotation of a GenBank genome assembly. Lineage: Eukaryota; Viridiplantae; Streptophyta; Zygnematophyceae; Desmidiales; Closteriaceae.
AUGCUUGACCGUUUUUUCGGUGUGCUCAUGCUUGUGGUGAUCACUGGUCGCAGCCCCCGUUUGGCCGAAGGUGAAAAGAACGGCCACAUUCUGCGAUGGGUGGAGGAUUGCGUUUCAUCCAACAACCCCACCCUCCUCAAGGACCAGGACAUGGACGCCCCAGAUGAUGCUGUGCUGUGCCUGGCCCAGCUGGCUCUGCGCUGCACUGUGCAGCGCACUGCAAGCCGGCCCAGCAUAACCACCAUUGCCAACGAGCUGCAGGGAAUCAGGCACGAGGUGGUGGGGAAGGAGGUGCUGAGUGCGGCGGUAAAGGUGGAUGAGCAAGCAGAGGGGAUGCGAAGUGGGACGUCGUAUCCCAAUAACUUGGCUGCAAUGUUGGAAGCUAUUAAGAGCAUGGAGGAGGAGGAGUCUACUGGGGAGCAAUCAGAUAUCAUCUGA